UCCAAGACCUCACGCAGCUCAAAAACUCUCUUAGGCAAGUGAACAAUAAAAGAUCACACACAUAUAUAGAGAGGGAGAGAAAGAGAGAGAAAAUAUGAACGGUGGCUGUGGUGGUGCUGAUCGUGAGUAUAAUAACAAUAACAACAAUAAUGUUGUAGGUGGAGGAGGUGGCGGGCCUUGUGGUGCAUGCAAGUUUCUUAGAAGAAAAUGUGUGAGGGGAUGCAUAUUUGCACCUUAUUUUGAUUCUGAUCAAGGCACUGCUCAUUUUGCUGCUGUACAUAAGGUGUUUGGUGCUAGCAAUGCCUCUAAAUUGCUGCUCAGAAUUCCAGCGCAUAAACGUCUGGAUGCUGUCGUUACACUUUGCUAUGAGGCUCUUGCUAGAGUUAGAGACCCUAUCUAUGGUUGUGUUGCUCACAUCUUUACUCUUCAGCAACAGGUUGUAACUUUGCAAGCUGAGUUAGCAUAUGUUCAAGCCCGCCUUUCUACCCUACCACACCUACCUAUGCGACAAAGUCCAAUUACACCAACAGGGCUGCAAUCAUCUUCAGAUAUCUUCUGCACUACUUCAAGCAUAUCAUCUUCAAGUAAUAAUAUGGAAUAUCCUCAAUUUGACAUAACUGCAGGUUUAAGUGAUUCGUUCGAUGAAAAAGAACUGGAGAACUUUGAGCUCCAUACAUUAGCACGAGAGUUGGUUUCUAGACACUUACCUGGAGUCAGAUUUAGACCUUCACCAUGAUGAUAUGCUUCCAUGAAGAUUAUUAUCAUAUAACUCCCCCUUUUUUUUAUAUGUAACUUUUUUGCUGAAUUCUACUAAUUGCGAUUGAAUGAAUCUUUUCAUUCAUGUGUAUGUUUUUGUGUGUGUGAUGUGAAUCUAUGGGUGAUUUAGCAAUCAACCCUAGAUAAUUGAGAAGGAAGGAGAAGAACAGAGAAAAGGAAAUGAAUUCUGUUAUUGGCUAAGAAGAAGAAUAAUGUUUAGAAUGCACUUUGCACUCUAACUACCUCUAUUUAUAGACUAAGCCAAAGUACCUACUUAAUUAACUA
Molecule: messenger RNA, 1041 nt
Organism: Nicotiana tabacum (common tobacco)
Lineage: Eukaryota; Viridiplantae; Streptophyta; Magnoliopsida; Solanales; Solanaceae
Product: LOB domain-containing protein 19-like
Biological process (GO): hormone-mediated signaling pathway; positive regulation of DNA-templated transcription
Cellular component (GO): nucleus
Source: RefSeq, a predicted model, not a curated record